AUGACGAGCACCUCGGAGUCCUCUGAAACCGUCCUCGAUCGCGCACCGUCAAUGACUUCGCUCGUUCACUGGGGGUAUCUCGAGUCUAUCAAUCCUUCAAACCAUGUUCAGCGGAUCACUUUGAAGGCCCGGGAAGUGCAUUUUGGCCGUGCAGAGCUCGACGAUGGUGGCGAGAGCCACUUCAGCUACGUCGUUUUGCCUGGCGACACAGUCAGCACUCACCAUGCCACAUUUCGGUGGAACGGCGAACGCGAUCAUAUGGCCACUGUGAUGGUCUCUGACCAGUCGACCAACGGCACAUACGUCGAUGGACUCCGUAUUGGUCCCGAAAACGUACUGCAAAUUUUUGACGGACACGAAAUAUGCUUCGGGUGUCUGGUGCCUAUCCAAGGGCAGCCUGACCAUGACUACCGCUAUACUUUUCAUUUUGUCUUCAAGUUUGACACUCAACCUGGAGUACCAACUCGCGGACGCCGCAAGACCGAGGCUCUCGCAACGCAUUACCAUCUCCAAAACUAUCUUGGCGGCGGAGCUCAUGGUGUGGUGCAUAAAGCCAUUCACAAAACGACUGGGACUGUUUGGGCCGUCAAAUCUUCAUUCAAGGACGACAUUAAGAACGAAAGCUUCACCUCCUUCGCAGGCCAAGAGGUCCUAUCACUUCUCAAUCUUCGGCACCAGAACAUCUGUCGGCUGAAGGAAGUUUUCUUUCGAUUGGAUGGUCAGGUUGUCGACUGUGUUUUAGAAUACGUUGCUGGGGCGCAGUUGGAUUCUUUGGGUUUUCUCAAUGAAGAAGAGGUCCGCGAAAUAGCCUAUCAAUUGUCCGCUGGAAUCACCCAUAUGCAUGGUCGUAACAUCUACCACGGAGAUCUCAAGCCAAAUAAUGUUAUGCUUACCUACGAGCACCCCGUUACCGUCAAGAUCAUCGAUUUUGGUAUGGCGCGUUUGGGAAGUGGCUUUAAUCUCGAUCUCGCUACGCGUUCCCGAUGGAGUGCCCCCGAGUCCUACCUGCAACUGGUACGGCUGACGUUUGCGAAUACACCUCUUCAUGCCGUUGGUCUGUGGGACAGCUGGUCAUUGGGCCUGAUCAUCUUUUACCUGCUAUCCUCUGUGGAAGCUUUCGAGCAGGCGACGCCUGGGGGAGAGCGGCCUUUUGAGACUGGGGUUGACGUGAUUCGGUGGCAUCAUCUCAAAGAUAAUAGUCCAGUCGCCCAAGAAGCCGUUCAAUCGCUCCUCGUUGUCGACCCAGUAGACAGGUCGACGGUGACUGGGUUUUUCCGCACCCACGAGUGGUUGGCGGAUUACCUGCCCAACCAGACCUUGUUGGCGGACGCCGACGGGGACAACAGAGCUCGAGCGAAGCGCUUGAGGCAGAAGCGAGAAGUUGUCAAUUCGAAGAGAGAGAAGGCGAGGAUAAUAGUGGACGCGCCACGAAGAAGGCGGUCUACUAGAACGACACGAUUGCAACUGCAAGUUUUUAUGUGA
Molecule: messenger RNA, 1482 nt
Organism: Mycena indigotica
Lineage: Eukaryota; Fungi; Basidiomycota; Agaricomycetes; Agaricales; Mycenaceae
Product: CAMK/RAD53 protein kinase
Exons: 11
Coding region: 1-1482 (493 amino acids)
Biological process (GO): protein autophosphorylation; autophagosome organization; autophagy
Cellular component (GO): autophagosome; cytoplasm
Molecular function (GO): protein binding; protein serine/threonine kinase activity; ATP binding
Source: RefSeq, a predicted model, not a curated record